This is a messenger RNA of Humulus lupulus (European hop), 1565 nucleotides long. RefSeq names its product bifunctional dihydrofolate reductase-thymidylate synthase-like. The transcript is spliced from 4 exons. Gene Ontology annotation, biological process: glycine biosynthetic process; dihydrofolate metabolic process; folic acid metabolic process. Lineage: Eukaryota; Viridiplantae; Streptophyta; Magnoliopsida; Rosales; Cannabaceae. The coding region runs from base 246 to 1067 and encodes 273 amino acids. The record is from RefSeq and is a predicted model, not a curated record. Gene Ontology annotation, cellular component: mitochondrion. Gene Ontology annotation, molecular function: NADP binding; dihydrofolate reductase activity.
UUUGUCUAUCUCCCUUACACUCUCUCUCUAAUUGCAGCCACGAACCAGAUUCGGACGGACAGCGACCUCCAUGAACCACGGCCACCUCCAGCCAUGAACCACGGCCACGAACCGAGCGACGCUCCCUUAACCAGCCUUGAGCGGAGCUCUUGAACGACGGCCAUGAGGGAAAACGGACCUAAAUCAAUUCAAUUCAGCUUCCAACCUAAUCCUUCCUUUUCCUAGUGUUUGUAUAGCCUAGAGUUAUGUUUACGUUUAGUCUACACCGAUGGUUAAGACCUCAUCCCCAAAAAUACUUCCACAUUUUCGAUUCUGUGUAUGCAUCUUCUUCCCCAUUGUUUGGUGUGCUCAAAGGGGCUCUGAAAUUCCGCGUAUGUUCGAGUUUUUCGGGUCAAGAAGGUGAUGAUGGAGAUUGGAAUAGGACAUAUCAAGUUGUGGUGGCUGCCACUACUGAUAUGGGCAUUGGAAAGAACGGAAAGCUACCAUGGAAGUUGCCUUCGGACCUCAAAUUUUUCAAGGAGCUUACCACAACAACACUAGACCCGACUAAGGAAAAUGCCGUAUUAAUGGGGAGGAAAACUUGGGAAAGUAUUCCCCUUCAGUUCCGCCCUCUACCUUCUCGACUUAAUGUCGUUUUGACUCGUUCUGGAAGUGUUGUUGAUGAUUCGAUUACAGGAAAAGUGGUCGUAUUUGAAAGCAUUUCAUCAGCUUUGAAAACGUUAGCUCAGCCUCCUUAUUCUCAGUCCAUAGAGAAAGUUUUUGUCAUUGGGGGUGGCCAAGUAUUGAGUGAAGCUCUGAAUGCUCCGGAAUGUGAUGCCAUCCAUAUUACUAAAAUUGAGACAAGUAUUGAUUGUGAUACUUUCAUCCCUUCCAUUGAUUUCAUAUUGUUUAAACAGUGGUACUCCUCCCAACCUUUGGUGGAGAACAAUAUUCGAUUUAGUUUUGCUACUUAUGUUCGUGUGAGAAGUUCUACUAUUGGACCGAAGUUUGAAGCAGAGAGUUUUAGUUUUCUGCCAAAGAUGAUAUUUGAGAGACGUGACAAGUAUUCCUUUCCUUUCUCAAGCUAGUAUAAGAAUUUACCUCAAGACUCAAGUGAUCCCCAGAAAGAUGACUACACACCUAAUAUAACCUGACACUCAGAUGCAAUUCAAUCUUGGCAAAUGUUUUCCUCUUACUAAAAGGUCAAAGAUUUGCUCAGUUGGCAAGGAUAAUUGAACAAAUCAAGGGCAGCCCAGAUGAUGAGGGAAUCAGCCGAUCAGAACCAUCAGAUCUUAUUACUCUUGUAGAGGUUGAAAGAGAUGCUUGUUUGAGUUAAAUAAUAAAUAACCUAUUUUUUGUUUGUUUUUCAACUGUUCCGUGUAGUCAAUUGGGAGCUAUUCUGUCAAACGUAUCAUCCCUCUGCUGACAUUUUUCUUACUGUUCCUUUCAACAAUGAACAUUGCAUCAUAUUAUUUGCUCACAUGCAGGAUUGCUCAUGUUUGUGGUAUGCAAUUUCUCAAGAUAUUAUAUUUAUCUUCGGUAGUUUUAUCUGUGGACAUUAAGUAAAUAAAAUUCUGUUAAGGACU